Astrephomene gubernaculifera is the source of this 3371-nucleotide messenger RNA. NCBI's taxonomy places the organism in Eukaryota, Viridiplantae, Chlorophyta, Chlorophyceae, Chlamydomonadales, Astrephomenaceae. The record is from the annotation of a GenBank genome assembly.
GUCUACUAACUUUUUACAUCUUUAGUUGCACGCAAGUUGCCUCUGAACCUAACGGCAAAUAAUGAACCCCUCUUACGCUGGCCUGUAAUAUACGCAAGCAACCUAUAGAAGUACUUUACAUAACUUUAUUAGUUAUGGAUAUUCAGUCUUCAUCGUUCCAAUCGUGUGUUACUCGUUUUCGCAACGCCGCUUCUAAGGCUCAGGCGACGCUGAUACAGUAUAAGAGGGAAAAAAGCUUGGUCUGUGUUGAGUUAUAUCGCACAGUAGCUGUCAUCUCACUUCAGAGGAGGGAAGCGACGCUCCAUUUCGAGGGCUGGCAGUCAAAUGUUCCUGACGAUGCCAGCCCGAGCGCCCUAUACAACAUGAAAUUUAAGACAGUGGAUGACAAGGUCGUUUCUUCACAAGGGCGGUGACGUGUUUGUGGAUAACUACUUGGAGGAGAAGGAGAUGCGUGCUCCAGCAGCUCAACUCCUCUUUGUUAGCUACCUUGUAGAGCUGACAAGGCCUAAGGGCCACGAGAUAGGCGCUGUAGGCGACUAUUUCUGGUUGCAGAAGCCCUGGCUCAAGAAGAAGAAGGAGCUGGAGGGUGUGCUCGCAGCAGGCAACAACACAGCUCAGGUUGUCAGUAGUGUCCUGAACAGACGCUUCACUCCCACGGUGUCAUCAGCGCAUCGGGCACAAGAUUUGAAAGGUGCAUCCAGCAUCAUGCAUGAAGCAGCAACGGCACCCUCCUCGCAAACAGUGCCUUGGCAGGUUUCUGGCCAUGAUACCUUGCCCAUUCUGCAUGCAGCAGCAAGCUCACAGCAGUGUACAGCCGAUCUUAGUCGCUGCACGAGCCCAGUCCUCCAGGAAGAUGCGAAUAUAAGCUUAUGGGAUAUGGAGCCCAAUGAGGACUCCCUGGUCUCAUUGGAGGCCUCCCUUCACGCUGCCGAACCGGGCGGCAGCGGAACCGAACGGAGCGGCGCCGACCACGGGUCCCCCGGCUGGAUACUCAUCUCUGAGGCCUCCCUUCGCGCUGCCGAGCCGGGCGACGGCGGGACUGAACGGAGCGGCGCCGACCACCGACUCCCCAGCAGGAGACCCAGCUCUGAGGUCUCUCUCCGCGGUGCCGAGCCGGGCGGCAGUGGAACUGAACGAUGCGGCGCCGACCACAGGUCCCCCAACAGGAGCCCCAGCCCUGAGGCCUCCCUUCGCGGUUCCGAGCCGGGCGGCAGUGGAACUGAACGGAGCGGCGCCGACCACCGGUCCCCCAACAGGAGGCCCAGCUCUGAGCUUCCAUGCAUGCAGGCCUCCCUUCACGAUGCCGAGCCGGGCGGCAGUGGAACUGAACGGCGCGGCGCCGAUUACAGGUUCCCCAGCAGGAGCCCCAGCUCUGAGGCCUCUCUUCGCGCUGCCGAGCCGGGCGGCAGCGGAACCAAACGGUGCGGCGCCGACCACAGGUCCCCCAGCAGGAUACCCAGCUCUGAGGCUUCCCUUCGCGCUGCCGAGCCGGGCGGCAGUGGAACCGAGCGGAGCGGCGCCGACCACCGGUCCCCCAGCAGGAUACCUAGCUCUGAGGUCUCGCUGCGCGCUGCCGAGCCGGGCGGCGGCGGAACUGAACGGAGCGGCGCCGACCACAGGUCCCCCAGCAGGAUACACAGCUCUGAGGCCUCACUUCCUGCUGCCGAGCCGGACGGCAGCGGCGCCGAUCACAGGUCCCCCAUCAGGAAACCCAGUCCUGAGCUUGGAGGCUGCAAGCGCCCUGUCCAAGCGCUUUCUCCGGGCACCGAGCACACGCUCCAAGGCGGGGGAUUGCGCUACAAUGGUGGCCGCCAGCAGCCCAAGAAGGCUAGGCGCCGUGGUGUAUCCGCAUAUGGCUCCGUGGUUGACGCCGGAGAGGCCCUCGAUGACGAGGAAGAGAUCCCAACCAUCAGCAAAGCGGUCUUCACUGUCGACUCCCCCUCCGACAUCCCGGAAGCUAUUAACGAGUCGGGCGUUGCCAUCCUUCACGACCCAGGAAUCAGGGAUACAGUCACUCCUGCGGCAGUCCAGCGGGCGUUGCAACACGGGGGGGCAUCUUUACCCAUCUUCGAGAGCAUUCCGCCAAAGAGGAACGGGAGGUUUGUGCAGGAGCGCCGUAACGGAAAGCCAACUGGCUACCUGAGGUCCACAUUCGGCUCUAAGCAGCGGCGGCAGUGCCUCAUUAACCCCGAAGACCCAGAUCAUGCGGACGUCCUGGCUGACUUCCGGGGUGUGGUGGAGCCCAAGAUUAACGAGGCUGUAGCCGCUAUGGGCGACGACGACCUCGAGCUCCAUCCCCCGUACCUCCUCCUGAACACCCAAUCGGAACAGCAGGAGCCUGUGCGCCGCCAAGGCAAUCACACCGACUUGAAGAUGGAGCAGAAGGGCGGUGUAGCAAUAGCUGCGGUGCAGAAGAUGGGGCUCCUGUUGUACCCAGAGAGCAACCGUGUGUUGGAACGCUAUUGGCAGCUGGAGAAGCUUGUGGACGAAGGUGGUAUUACACCGGCGGAUCUGGAGGCAUGGGUCAAAAUGCGCAAGUUCAAGGCGGUGAGGGUGGAGCUAGAAGCCGGUGACAUCAUUUUCCUAAGUGGGCACAUGGUGCACGCGGGUGACUGCGGUAUGGACAACUACCCUUCACUCCGUGUUCACUGGUACUUCACAGACGGCAAGAAGGAGAACGAGACCACGCACCUCGUCAUGUAUGGUGCUGUCCUUGCUGCGCAGUUUGUGUAGUACAGCUGAUUGGGGCGCUGGGUAAUAGUAAAGGGAACCGACCCACGUACCAAAGGCACGAUGCAAAGCUCACGGUUUUGUGGCUUGUUAGUUGCUAUCUUGAAUGGACAGUUGGGUACCCAGGAAUUGAGUUGUACGCCUCCCCGGGUUUUCAAUUGUCGUCAUGCAUGUUUAUCAGUUGCGUAUUUCUCUAAGGAUGCCAAAUCCACAUAUACGCAUGCUGACCCAAUAAAGCGUGUUACCUGUGCUAACGUACAUUACGCAUGAAUGGAGCUGCAAAGACGACCUUAAUCGUAAGACCAUGCUAAGCACCAGUCAUGAGUGAUGUUGGCGCUGAGCUCCAGACUGCAAAGGGGCCCUUGUGCUGGGGGGCCCUUCGGAGGAUCGCAUGCUGACGGGACUACCCCCUCCCCUCUUAAUUCAGGAGUGGGACAGUAGGUGGAUUAAGCAAGGGUGUUUCACCCCAAGUUGUCGCCAAUCGUUAUGCUCGUGCGUUGGUUGUAGGGUCUGAAGGGGCGAGUAUAGCGGGCCUGAAUGCAUGCGUGUGGGGGCUACAAAGGGCAAAGGAACGUGCUAUGCGGGAAUGUUGCCAUUGACUCGCCCGGAGGACCCCGCAACUGACAGCAUGUAUCCUCCCC